This is a messenger RNA of Morus notabilis, 2263 nucleotides long. RefSeq names its product elongator complex protein 5. NCBI's taxonomy places the organism in Eukaryota, Viridiplantae, Streptophyta, Magnoliopsida, Rosales, Moraceae. The record is from RefSeq and is a predicted model, not a curated record. Gene Ontology annotation, biological process: tRNA wobble uridine modification. Bases 316 to 1416 code for a protein of 366 amino acids. Gene Ontology annotation, cellular component: elongator holoenzyme complex; nucleus; cytosol. The transcript has 9 exons. Gene Ontology annotation, molecular function: tRNA binding.
GAUAGAGGGGAACUGUUCAUAACUGUUUACCUUUUCGGCCAAAACGUCGCCGUUUUGGUCGGGAAAACGGGAGAACAGUGAGCGCUCCGCGCCCCUCAAUCUUGGGUGUGCCGAUAGUUUUCACAGUAAACCAAUCCAUGCCCGGUUGUCCAUUGCGAGCAAGCGUUACCACUCCGCGCCCCUCAACCAACUCCGGUUGACCCACCUCGCAACACUUCUCCGGCGCCGCCCCACAAAAGCUGUGAAAAUCGCCCUCCCCCAGCCCCCCAAAUUAGGGUUUUUGAGCUACAAAAGCCAUAGAGUAAAGCAGUGACAAUGGCGGAUUCGAUUUGCCGAGCACUGCGAGACGGCGCGUUAGAGGGAGAACACGCGCCCGCUCUCACAAUUAAGGACAACAUCGCUUCGCCCUUUGGGUUCGACGUGUUCUCUCACGUUCUCUCUCAGCUCUCCUCCAACAUUUUGGCGGGAAAAUCACAGUCACGAGGUCUCGUACUUGUUGCGUUUCGUCGAAGUCCGUCGUUUUAUGUGGACUUCUUGAAGAGAAAAGGCGUAGAUAUUUCUUCGUCUCAUAAAUGGAUUCAGAUUUUGGAUUGUUACUCAGAUCCUCUCGGUUGGAAAGAUGGUUUUUCUCUUGAAACUUCCAAUGUAGCUAGUUCUUGUAAGAAUGUGAAGGAUGUGCAUAAGUUGUUAUCGACGAUAAUCGAACUUGGUCAAGGAUUGGUUGGGCAAGGAAAAGUUCGUUUUUCUGCCGCAAUAGACUCGGUAAGUGAAAUGGUAAGACAUGCGUCGGUGUCAUCAGUUUCAGGCCUAUUGAGCAACCUUCGUAGCCAUGAUCAGGUUUCAAGUAUCUUUUGGCUGUUACAUUCAGAUCUUCAUGAAGACAGGGUCACUGCUGCUUUCGAGUACCUCUCCACCAUGGUGGCCAGUGUAGAACCGUUAAAUCAGUUUGGAAAUGGACAGAGGAGUAAUAUGAAUACCUUUCCUUUGCUUGAACAAAGUUUUGCUAAAGGGAAGUUUCAUGUCCGAUUCAAGCGUAGAAAUGGACGAGUUCGAGUGGCGUGUGAAGAGGUUCGUGUAGAGCAGUCAGAUGUUAACUUUACAUCCGUUUCAUCUGACAAUGGAAUGAUAAAUGAAGGCCUUAUUCCGAAGGUCCAGUUUAAUCUUCAGCUCUCAGAGAAGGAGCGAAUUGACAGGGCUAAUGUUGUCCUUCCAUUCGAACAUCAAGGGAAUGGUAAACCUAUACAAAUCUAUGAUGGUCGAAGAUCUCUUAUGGAUACAAAAAAUGAGAUAACAUCUGUUUCAACCGGGAAAUCAGAAACGAAUGAUUCUAGCAAAGGCGAGAUAAUAUAUUUCCGUGAUUCAGAAGAUGAGAUGCCUGAUUCUGAUGAGGACCCAGAUUAUGAUUUGGAUAUAUAAUUUUGUUUGCAUUCUCACUAGUCACUGGCAAUUGUUAAUCUCUUUAUUACCUUUAUUUUUGAAAUUGCUAGUGACAGUUGUUUGAGUUCACCAUCUAAAUGAAUUAUCCCACUGUAAACUAUGUGAUAUAGAAGGUAUAUAAAACAUCAUCUAGGAUGUUUAAAGUUACUAUGAAUUACUGGUGGCAGUAGUUGCUCUUUACUAUGAAUUGCCUUGGAAAUUAUUUCUUGCUGUUAUCCAUCCUAGGGCAGAUGUUAGCAAAGCUAUGGACCGAUUAAUGGAGAUUGGCGAAAGCUUGGAAUUGAUUGCAGGGCUAGAUGGUACAUCAAUUGCUUGUUGAAGUUGAUUUCUAUAAUAAUACAGAAGUUGAUUGAAGCCUCAGUUGUAUCUUUUCCUUGUAUCGGAUACGGCGCAAGGAAUUAUAUUUCAUGGUGGACACCUGCCGACAUAUUUUGAGAUGAAGGCUGGAAGUUGGAUCUUUAUUUCCGGUACACUAUUUUUCUUUGAGCUUCAUUCGGGUUUACUGAUGGAACUGGUUAUUCGUGGUGCCGUGUUUCCUAUAGUAGUAGUUAUAUGUAUGAAUUGGUGUUUGUAAUGCCUUUUCAUAUUUUGAAUUAUAUAUAUCCAUUUAAAAAAAAAUCAUUCAAGUCAAUCCUCCCUUCAAGGUUUUAAAUUGCACAAUCAGGUACUUGGGAGUUUUGCCUUGACGAGGUGAGACGUAAGACUCAAAAUAAAAUUAUAAAAAUAAUUCGAGCAGUUGAAAAGAAAACUUAUAAAUCGUAACGUAGAAAUCAUAGAAAGUCACAUCACCACUUAACAAAAAGCAACCUAGUAUAAAAUAAUUCUA